CACCACGCCGUGCGCGAGGCGGAUGUCCGGGCCGGCUGGGCCGGGGCCGUGGACGAGAUGGCGGAAGGUGGAGGCUGCCGUGAGCGGCCGGAUGCGGAGACUCAGAAAUCCGAGCUCGGGGCCUUGAUGAGGACCACGCUCCAACGUGGGGCGCAGUGGUAUCUUAUUGACAGCCGGUGGUUCAAGCAGUGGAAGAAGUAUGUGGGUUUCGACAGCUGGGAUAUGUACAAUGUGGGUGAACACAAUCUAUUUCCUGGCCCAAUAGAUAACUCCGGACUCUUUUCAGAUCCUGAGAGUCAGACCUUGAAAGAACAUUUAAUUGAUGAAUUGGACUAUGUAUUGGUCCCAACAGAGGCCUGGAAUAAAUUACUAAACUGGUAUGGCUGUGUAGAAGGCCAGCAGCCCAUUGUCAGAAAAGUGGUGGAGCAUGGCCUGUUUGUCAAGCACUGCAAGGUGGAGGUGUAUUUGCUGGAACUGAAGCUCUGUGAGAAUAGUGACCCCACCAACGUGCUGAGUUGCCAUUUCAGCAAGGCAGACACCAUUGCAACCAUUGAGAAGGAGAUGCGGAAGCUGUUCAAUAUCCCUGCUGAGCGUGAAACACGACUAUGGAACAAAUACAUGAGCAACACCUAUGAGCAGCUGAGCAAACUAGACAACACUGUCCAGGAUGCUGGGCUCUACCAGGGUCAGGUGCUAGUAAUUGAGCCCCAAAAUGAAGAUGGCACAUGGCCGAGGCAGACCUUACAGUCAAAAAUAACAAGACGGAAAAACUCACCUCAAAAAAGAGAACAAGAGGCGGUACUGACUGACAGGGACCUAAUCAGUAUGGACAUAAGUAAGAUGUCGGAACUAGAGUUCAGAAUAACGAUUAUAAGGAUACUAGCUGGGCUUAAAAAAAGCAUAGAAGACUCUAGAGAAUCCCUUUCUGGAGAAAUAAAAGAACUAAGAUCUAACCAAGUCGAAAUCAAAAAGGCUAUUAAUGGGAUGAAAUCAAAAAUGGAGGCUCUAGCUGCUAGGAUAAACGUGGCAGAAGAAAGAAUUAGUGAUACUGAAGACAAAAUGAUGGAGAAUAAGGAAGCCGAGAAAAAAGAUAAACAGCUACUGGAUCACAAAAGGAGAAAUCGAGAAAUAAGUGAUACCAUGAAGCAACACAAUAUUAGAAUAAUUGGGAUCCCAGAAGAAGAGGAAAGAGAGAGGGGGGCAGAAGGUAUAUUGGAGCAAAUUAUAGUGGAGAACUUCCCUAAUUUGGGGAAGGAAGCAGGCAUUCAAGUCCAGGAGGCACAGAGAACCCCCCUCAGAAUCAAUAAAAAUAGGUCAACACCUCGACAUAUAAUAGUGAAGCUUACAACUCUCAGAGACGAAGAGAAAAUCCUGAAAGCAGCUCGGGACAAGAGGUCUGUAACCUACAAGGGUAGAAAUAUUAGACUGGCAGCAGACCUACCCACAGAGACCUGGCAGGCCAGAAAGAACUGGCAUGGUAUAUAUAUUCAGGGUGCUAAAUAAGAAAAAUAUGCAGCCAAGAAUACUUUAUCCAGCAAGGCUGUCAUUCAAAAUAGAAGGAGAGACAAAAAGCUUCCAGGACUAACAGAAACUAAAAGAAUUUGUGAUCACUAAAUCAGCCCUGCAAGAAAUAUUAAAGGGGAUCUUUUAAGUGACAUAGACCAGAAAGGAACAGAGACAAUAUACAGAAACAGUGACUAUAGGCAAUACAAGGGCACAAAAUUCAUAUCUUUCAGUAGUUAACUCUGAACUUAAAUGAGCUAAAUACCCCAAUCAAAAGACACAGGGUAUCAGAUUGGAUAAAAAAGCAAGACCCAUCAAUAUGCUGUCUGCAGAAGACUCAUUUUAGACCCAAAGACCCCUCCAGAUUGAAAGUGAGGGGGUGGAAAACCACUUAUCAUGCUAAUGGACAUCAAAAGAAAGCUCAGGUAGUAAUACUUAUAUCAGACAAAUUAGAUUUUAAACCAAAGACUGUAAUGAUGAGGAAGGACAGUAUGUCAUAAUUAAAGGGUCUAUCCAACAAGAAGAUCUAACGGUUGUAAAUAUUUAUGCCCCUAACAUGGAAACAGCCAGUUAUAUAAACCAAUUAAUAACAAGAUUAAAUACAUUGAUAAUAAUACAAGAUAGUAGGGGACUUUAACACCCCCCUCACUGAAAUGGACAGAAUCUAAGCAGAAGAUCAACAAAGAAACAAGGGCUUUGAAUGACACACUGGACCAGAUGGACUUCACAGAUAACAUUCAAAGCAUUCCAUCCUAAAGCAACUAGAAUACACAUUCUUCUCGAGUGCACAUGGAACUUUCUCCAGAAGAGAUCACAUACUGGGUCACAAAUCAGGUCUCAACCGGUACCAAAAAUUGGGAUCAUUCCCCGCAUAUUUUCAGACCACAACGCUUUGAAACUUAAACUCUCACAAGAGGACAUUUGUAAAGAACUCAAAUACAUGGAGCUUAAAGAACAUCCUACUAAAGAAUGAAUGGGUCAAUCAGGAAAUUUAAAGAAGAAUUUAAAAAAUUAAUGGAAACAAAUGAAAAUACGACUUUUCAAAACCUUUGGGAUGCAGCAAAGGUGUCCUAAGACAGAAGUAUAUGGCAAUACAAGCCUUUCUCAAGAAACAAGAAGGGUGUCAAAUAUACAACCUAAACUUAACAGCUAAGGGAGUUGGAGAAAGAACAGCAAGUAAAGCCUAAACCCAGCAGAAGAGAAUCAAUAAAGAUUAGAGCAUAAAUCAACAAAAUAGAAACCAAAAGAACAGUAGAACAGAUGAAAGAAACUAGGAGCUGGUUCUUCGAAAGAAUUAGAUUGAUAAACCCCUGGCCAGACUUAUCAAAAAGAAAAGAGAAAGGACCCAAAUAAAUAAAGUCAUGAAUGAAAGAGGAGAGAUCACAACCAACACUAAGGGAACAUGUUAUGAGCAACAGUAUACCAACAAAAAGUAGGCAGUCUGGAAGAAAUGGAUGCAUUCCUAGAGAGGUAUAAACUACCAAAACUGAACCAGGAAGAAAUAGAACAUCUGAACAGACCCAUAACCCCCAAGGAAAUUGAAGGGGUAAUCAAAAAUCUCCCAACAGACAAGAUUCCAGGGCCAGAUGGCUUCCCAGGGGAAUUCUGCCAAACAUUUAAAGAAGAAAUAAUGCCUGUUCUUCUGAAGCUGUUUCAAAAAAUAGAAGUGGAAGGAAAACUUCCAAACUCUUUCUAUGAGGCCAGCAUUACCUUGAUCCCAAAACCAGACAAAUACCCCAUCAAAAAGGAGAAUUACAGGGCGCCUGGGUGGCUCAGUUGGUUGAGCGACUGCCUUCGGCUCAGGUCAUGAUCCUGGAGUUCCGGGAUCGAGUCCCGCAUCGGGCUCCCUGCUCAGCAGGGAGUCUGCUUCUCCCUCUGACCCUCCCCCCUCUCAUGUGCUCUCUCACUCCUCUCAUCCUCUCUCUCAAAUAAAUAAAUAAAAUCUUUAAAAAAAAAAAAAGAAAAAGAAAAAGGAGAAUUACAGACCAAUAUUCCUGAUGAACAUGGAUGCCAGAAUUCUCACCAAGAGACUAGACAAUAGGAUCCAGUAGUACAUUAAAAGGAUUAUUCAUCAUGACCAAGUGGGAUUUAUUCUUGGGCUUCAAGGGUGGUUCAACAUCCACAAAGUAAUCAUUGUGAUAUACUGUACUAACAAAAGAAAGGAUAAGAACUAUAUGAUCACUAAAUAGAUGCAGAAAAAGUAUUUGACAAAGUACAGCAUCCUUUCUUAAUUUAAACUCUUCAUGGUGUAGAGAUAGAGGGAACAUACCUCAAUAUCAUAAAAGCCAUCUACGAAAAGCCCACAGGGAAUAUCAUUCUCAGUGGGGAAAAACAGCUUUUCCGCUAAGAUCAAGAACAUGGUAGGGAUGUCCACUAUCACCACUGCUCUUCAACAUAGUAUCAGAAGUCUUAGCUUCAGCAAUCAGACAAGAAGAAGAAAUAAAAGUCAUCCAAAUCAGCAAAGAAGACACACUCUCACUCUUUGCAGAUGACGUGAUGCUCUACCCCCAAAUUGCUAGAACUCAUACAGGAAUUCAGCAAAGUAGCAGGAUAUAAAAUUAAUGCACAGAAAUCAGUUGCGUUUCUAUACACUAACAAUGACACAGAAGAAAGAGAAAUUAAGGAGUCUAUUCUAUUUACAGUUGUACCAAAACCAUAAGAUAUCUAGGGAUAAACCUAAUUAAAGAGGGGCAUCUGGGUAGCGCAGUUGGUUAAGUGUCUGCCUUCUGCUCACGUCAUGAUCUCAGGGUCCUAGGAUUGAGCCCCAGGUUGGGCUCCUUGCUCAGCAGGGACCCUCUCAUCUGCCCCUUUCCACUGCUCGUGCUGUCUCUGUCUCAAAUAAAUCUUAAGGAAAAAAGCCUAACCAAAGAGGAAAAGGAUCUGUACUCAGAAAACUAUAGGACACUUAUGAAAGAAAUUGAGGAAGACACAAAGAAAUAGAAAAACGUUCCAUGCUUGUGGAUUGGAAGAACAAAUAUUGUUAAAAUGUCUGUGCUACCUAGAGCCGUCUAUACAUUCAAUGCAAUCCCUAUCAAAAUACCAUCAACUCUUUUCACAGAGCUGGAACAAAUAAUCCUGAAAUUUGUAUGGAGCCAGAAAAGACCCAAAAUCGCCAAAGGAAUGUUGGAAAAGAAAACAAAAGCUGGUGGCAUCACAAUUCUGGAGUCUAAGAUAUAUUAUGUAGCUGUCAUCAUCAAGACAGUAUGGUACUGGCACAAAAACAGACACAUAGAUCAAUGGAACAGAAUAGAGAACCAGAAAUAGACCCUCAACUCUAUGGUCAACUAAUCUUCAACAAAGCAGGAAAGAAUAUCCAAUGGAAAAAAGACCGUCUCUUCAACAAAUGCUGUUGGGAAAAUUGGACAGCCAUAUGCAGAAGAAUGAAACUGGACCAUUUCCUUACACCAUACACAAAAAUAGACUCAAAAUGGAUGAAAGACCUAAAUGUGAGACAGGAAUCCAUCAAAAUCCUAGAGGAGAACACAGGCAGCAACCUCUUUGACCUCAGUCACAGCAACUUCCUGCUAGACACGUCUCCAGAGGCAAGGGAAACAGGCAAAAAUGAACUUUUGGGACUUUAUCAAGAUAAAAUGCUUUUGCACAGCAAAGGAAACAGUCAACAAAACCUAAAGACAACUGACAGAAUGGGAGAAGAUAUUUGCAAAUGACAGAUAAAGGGCUAGUAUCCAAAAUCUAUAAAGAACUUAUCAAACUCAGCACCCAAAGAACAAAUAAUCCAAUCAAGAAAUGGGCAGAAGACAUGAACACACAUUUCUCCAAAGAAGACAUAUGAAUGACCAAGAGACACAUGAAAAAAUGCUCAACAUCACUUGGCAUCAGGGAAAUAUAAAUCAAAACCUCAAUGAGAUACCACCUCACACCAGUCAGAAUGGCUAAAAUUAACAAGUCAGGAAAUGACAGAUGUUGGCGAGAAUGCGGAGAAAGAGGAACCCUCUUAACACUGUUGGUGGGAAUGGAAGCUGGUGCAGCCAUCUGGAAGACAGUAUGGAGUUCCCCCAAAAAGUUGAAAAUAGAGCUGCCUUAUGACCCAGCAAUUGCACUACUGGGUAUUUACCCGAAAGAUACAAAUGUGAUCCGAAGGGGCACCUGCACCCCAGUGUUUACAGAAGCAAUGUCCAUAAUAACUAUUGAAAGAGCCCAGAUGUCCAUAGACAGAUGAAUGGGAAAAGAAGAUGUGGUGUGUAUAUAUACAGUGGAAUAUUAUGCAGCCAUCAAAAAUUGAAAUCUUGCCAUUUACAACAAUGUAGAUGGAACUAGAGGGUAUUGUGCUAAGCAUAGUAAGUCAAUCUGAGAAAGACAAUUAUAUGAUCUCACUCAUGUGUAAUUUAAGACACAAAACAGGAUCAUAGGGGAAGGGAGGGAAAAAUAAAGAUGACAUCGGAGAGGGAGACAAACCAUAAGAGACUCUUAAUCAUAGGAAACAAACUGAGGGUUGCUGGAGGGGAGGAGGUGGGGGAAUGGGGUAACUGUGUGAUGGCCAUUAUGGAGGGCAUGUGAUGUAAUGAGCAGAAAGACUUCACUGGCCAUGAGCCAGUGGCCACUGGGUGGCCUCUAGAAGUCCCUAGAGCCUCUACAAAGGAACACAGCUCUUUAGCUCAGUGAGAAUCAUUUUGAAUUUCUGACCUGCAACAUUGUUAAGAUAAUAAAUUUGUGUUCUUUUAAGCCAGCAA
Molecule: messenger RNA, 6194 nt
Organism: Mirounga angustirostris (Northern elephant seal)
Lineage: Eukaryota; Metazoa; Chordata; Mammalia; Carnivora; Phocidae
Gene: USP4
Product: ubiquitin specific peptidase 4
Exons: 7
Coding region: 58-1503 (481 amino acids)
Biological process (GO): protein deubiquitination; retrotransposition
Cellular component (GO): ribonucleoprotein complex; nucleus
Molecular function (GO): cysteine-type deubiquitinase activity; single-stranded RNA binding
Source: RefSeq, a predicted model, not a curated record